Gongylonema pulchrum is the source of this 477-nucleotide messenger RNA. NCBI's taxonomy places the organism in Eukaryota, Metazoa, Nematoda, Chromadorea, Rhabditida, Gongylonematidae. The record is from the annotation of a GenBank genome assembly.
AUGCAUUUUCAGCAGGACAGCCUUAUAUGGUCUGGACUGGUUGAAUCAAAGAUUCGACAUCUAAUUGCGCAGCUGGAACGACAUCCAGCCAUCGCGCUCUGCCAUAUACACCCAAAAUACUUUUUGCCACUGACAGAUCCACUACCGGUCACGGCACCGAUUCCAGAUCCCGUUUGUCGCGUCUGGUUUAUCGGAUUGGAUUUGAACAAGCAGUUAAGCCGAAAUAUUGACAUCCAGAACGAGGUACAAAGCUUCCUGGAUAUUGUCACAUCGGCAGCACAUAAUCAGUGCAUUUAUAAUGAAGGAAUGAGUGUCCUACCGCAGUACCUUCGCAGAGCGGAACUCCCCAGAUGGCUGAAACCAGCGGACUUGGCAAGAGGCCGAAAAGCAACGAAGAAAGUUAAAUACAAUGCGACGCUUCAGAGACAACAGCAAUCAGUUAGUCUCUCUCUUUGUUUGUACUGGGAAAAGUGGUAA